Diabrotica virgifera virgifera (western corn rootworm) is the source of this 4847-nucleotide messenger RNA. RefSeq names its product sterol carrier protein 2 (gene ScpX). Gene Ontology annotation, molecular function: acyltransferase activity, transferring groups other than amino-acyl groups. NCBI's taxonomy places the organism in Eukaryota, Metazoa, Arthropoda, Insecta, Coleoptera, Chrysomelidae. The coding region runs from base 182 to 1804 and encodes 540 amino acids. The transcript has 2 exons. The record is from RefSeq and is a predicted model, not a curated record.
UCAAGAUCAACUGUACACGUCAGUAGUUGUUGUGGUGAGGUUAAGUGUUUUUUUGACGAUCCUCGUUCAAAGUCUGAAAUUUCGCUUUUAGUACUUCUUAACAACGAAGUCCAACUUUCAUUUUAGUAUCAUCAUUGCUGUUAUUUAGUGCAUCCUCUUGUGAAAGAUUAUAUACAUCAAAAUGGGUCGUGUUUUUGUAAUUGGUGUUGGAAUGACAAAAUUCGAUAAACCAGGCAAACGGGACGAUGACUAUCCUGAAUGGGGCAAGGAAGCCAUUCUCCAAGCCUUAGGUGAUGCCAAAAUCAACAUAAAGGAAGUGCAACUUGCUACUGCUGGAUAUGUGUAUGGAGAUUCAACUUCAGGCCAAAGGGUCAUCUAUGAAGUAGGUAUGGAGGGCAUUCCAAUUUUUAACGUUAACAAUAAUUGUUCUACCGGAUCCAGUGCUUUAAUGUUGGCGAAAGAAUUGGUAGAAUCUGGUAAAUGUGACUGUGCUCUCGCUGUAGGUUUUGAAAAAAUGGAAAGAGGUAGCUUAUCAUCUAAAUUUAAUGAUAGAACAAACCCCAUGGACAAACAUGUUGAAGCUAUGUCUGAAUUGGCAGAUAUAGUUAAUGCACCGAUGACAGCACAACUAUUUGGUAAUGCUGCAAUAGAACACAUGAAGAAAUAUGGAACUAAACCUGAACAUUUCGCCAAAAUUGCGUAUAAAAACCAUAAACAUUCUGUUAACAAUCCAAAAAGCCAGUUUCAAGAUGAAUAUACACUAGACCAAAUCCUGCAAUCGCCUAAAAUUUAUGGCCCCAUAACCAAGUUACAGUGUUGUCCAACCAGUGAUGGCGCUGCAGCAGCUAUCGUUGCUUCCGAAAGAUUUGUUAAAGCUCACGGAUUAGAGUCCAGAGCUGUUGAAAUUCUUGGAAUGGAGAUGGCCACUGAUCUACCAUCCACAUUUGCAGAUAAAAGUUUAAUGAAAAUUGUAGGAUAUGAUAUGACAAAAUUGGCAGCGGAACGAUUGUUUAGAAAAACAAACCGAAGACCCACUGAUGUUCAAGUUGUUGAACUUCAUGACUGUUUCUCUGCUAACGAACUUAUUACUUAUGAAGCUUUGGGACUGUGUCCUCCAGGUAAGGCAGGAGAGCUCAUAGAUCGUGGAGAUAAUACUUAUGGAGGAAAAUAUGUAGUUAAUCCCAGUGGAGGAUUGAUUUCUAAGGGACAUCCUUUGGGCGCAACAGGAAUAGCUCAGUGUGCAGAACUUACGUGGCAACUAAGAGGCGAGGCUGGUCCAAGACAAGUCCGAGGGGCUAGAUUAGCUCUGCAACAGAAUAUUGGCUUAGGAGGAGCUGUAGUAGUAGCUCUGUAUCAAUUAGGUUUCGCUCAAAAUCAAUCGCAGGUUACUAGUACUACAUCUGGUCCAAAUUCAGAUUUGGUUGGAGGAGAUAAUUUUGAAGCCUCUAAAUAUUUAAGGAUACUUCAACAGGCAAUGAAUGAAGAUGAAGAAGGAUUAGUAGAAAGACAUAGAGGAAUCUAUGGAUUGAAAGUAGUGAAAAAAUCAGGUGAAACUGGAUAUUGGGUGAUCAAUACUAAGGUAGGCAAAGGACAGAUAGUAUUUAAUGGAAAAGACAAGCCAGAUGUUACUUUCAUUGUUAAGGAAGAGGAUGUUUUAGAAUUAUUGUCUGGCAAAAUUCCACCACAGAAGGCAUUUUUCCAAGGCAAAGUAAAAAUUCAAGGGAAUAUGGGUGUAGCCAUGCGAUUAAUAGAAUUACAGAAAACAGCCGCUGCCAAAAUUGAGGUACUUAGGGCUAAGUUAUAAAUUACGUUUAUAGGUAAUUUUCUUUAUCUUUCUGUAUUGUGUACACUAAGGUUUUGUUUUAUCUUUUUGGGAGUAUAUAUUAUAUAAGUGACAAAACAUACUUUCUUGUUUUACACAUCACUUCCUGUAAAAAUAUUGUACACGCUGUACAAUGAGUCCUUUAUGUAAACAAAUAUGUAAGUAUAAAUACUUGCUCUGUUAUCUCCUUUUUAUUACAUAUUUUUGUUGAUAACUUCAGAAUCUAUUGACCUUUUGUGAAAUACUUUCAAUAUUUUGUUAACAGUUGAAGACCAGUGUAAUUUUUCCUGAGAUACUAAAUUCAAAUAUUUUUGUUUCAAACAAGUUUGUUCCGUAAAUAAACUAGACAUGUAUAUCAUUGUAUAUUAUUAAUAAUAUGCAACCUUGAUGUCUGUAGGUAAAUGUUCUUAAUGAAUUAAUGGUUUUUCAUAAUCAUAGUUCCAAGUUCACCAAAAUAGCAUUAUUACAAUAUAAAUUUUUCGAUGUACCUACCUAUUUUUUUAUAAUUUUUUUUUAUUUUUCACUACUUGGUGGAUUGUACUAUUUUUAUUUGAUGGUAAAUAAAAAAUUCAGAUAUGGUAUAGGUAUGAACCUGGUUCCUUGAAACAUAUAUUUCUGUAUGUUAAAUUAGUAAAAUAAAUAGGGGUAUUUAUUCCCACUCAGAAGAGAUACAAAUUCAUGUUCCACUAGCAAAAACAGGAAUAAAACGUUUACAGUCCCUGGCCAUAUUAUUAUGACCACCUAUGAAUUUUUACAAAAAUCAACUAUUCUACUAGGUAUGUUUUGUUUAAAAAAUGAUUUUUAAAUUUAAUUUUGUUAUGUCAUGUUAAUGUUAUAAAUUAACUAUAUUAUCUUUAAUAAUAAACACCAAUAAAACAUUUGAAAAUAGUACAUAUUUAUAUACUUUUUAAUACUUUGUUGAACUUUUGACCUUAAUCAGAUCGAAAAUAUUUGGGAGCUUUUAAAAUGACGCCACAAUGACAAAUUGAAGCAAAAAAAUUUAACUGCAUUCAAAUAUGCCAAGACGUAUACAAGUGCUAGUCAAAGUUAAAGGGGGCUCAACAAAAUAUUGAAAAAAUAAAAAGAUGUGAUAUUUUUAAAUGUUUUAUUGGUAUUUAUUAUCAAAUAUAAUACAUUUAAUAAUAAACAGCAAUAAACCAUUUGAAAAUAUCACAUAUUUGCAUUUUUUAAAAUAUUUUGCUGAGCCCCCUCUAACUUUGAUUACUGCUAGUACCCGUCUUGGCAUACUUUGAAAGCAGUUAAAUUUUUUUUUGCUUCAAUGUGUCAUUGUGGUUUCAAUGAUAUAUUAGUUCUUUAAUCAAAACAAUUUCGUUAGUGACCUUUUCAUUGGAAAUUUCUCGUUUUAAAAGCUCCCAAAUAUUUUCCAUCUGAUUAAGGUCAGAAGUUCAACAAAAUAUUAAAAAAAUAUAAAUAUGUAAUAUUUUCAAAUAUUUUAUAAUAACAAUUAACAUUGCAUAACAAAACUAAAUUUAAAAAUCAUAUUUUAAACAAAACGUACUAGUGGAAUAGUUGAUUUUUGUAAAAAUUCUUAGGUGGUCAUAAUAAUAUGACCAGGGACUGUAUAUAAAUGAAUUCGAAGAGGGAAAUAAAUACAUAAUGUACUGUACACUAUAUUUUUUCUAUGUCCAUAAACAUGUCUUAUGUCACUAUAAAUUUGUCUUAUUCUGUUUUUUAUGUACCCUACAUAAUUUGUCACAUUUUUACCAAAGUAUUAUAAGUCACAAUAACCCAUUAUGUAUAAGCCAGCCUAUUUAUAGAUUACUGAAAAAAAAUUUUAUCAACCCUUGAAAUUUAGAAAAAAUUUUCCAUAGAUAUUUUAGGCUGAAUUACUGAAUCAUAACUUUUGUUGCAUUAUAUUUUGCAAAUUUGCUGACUUCGUUUAGAUUAGACUUAUUAAAAUAUACAUAAUUUCAUUAUUCAGUUGAAUGUGAAUCUGUGCACUAGUUGAUGAAUUUUUUUAAAGUUACAUAUAACUCAUUGAAGCAAUUUAUAAGUAGCAUAUAGUAUUCGAUUCAGCUACACAUUUUGGGAUUUUGGUGAAAGAAUCGGUUACUGUUAUAAUUUUGACUAUAUACUGGCAAAAUAAUUGCUAUCACUGACUCCGAAUAUUUGACAUUAGGAUCAAGUGUAUUAUUUGAUAUGUUAGAUUGGCUAAAUAAAUAAUAUAAAUUUAUGGCUUCUCUAAAAAUGAGUCAAUAAGUCAAACACCACUUUAUUAGAAUUUCGUCGAUGUGUAACUACCUAAACUUGAUUUUGAGUACAAGAAGUAUAGUAGGAAGUUCAAUAACUUCAACAUCUGACUAAAGUAUUUACGGAAAUAAACUUCGGUGGGAAAGAAUACUUCAUGGAGAAAGGUGAAAAGCAGAUGUCCAGGAGAAAAUUGUAAAGCCAAACUUAUUGUUUGAUACAAUAUCAUAAAACAUAAACUUAUUUUUAUUAAACGCAAAUAAAAAUGUUAAUUUCUGUAACUGUUUUUAACUUGUUCAUACAUAGGUACAUACUUGCAAUUAUGAUAACAGCAACGUUAAUAAGAUGAAAUUUGAAAAAAAUAUUUGAUCGUUAAUGGGUUAAGUGGAUUGUAUGUCACAAAUUUUUCGUUUUGAUUCUAUAAUAUCUAUAAUUUUCUUUGUAUAUUUUUUUAUUAAAAUUUGAUACUUAAUUAUUUCAACAGAAAGUGCAUUUAAUUAUAAUACCUACUUUCGAUAGACUGACUGAUAUGAAGAAAAAGCUGACUUAUAAUACUUUGGUACUUUAAAGAUAUGUAGAUUGAGUCUGUAAAUUGAGUCUCAUAACUGUGCAUAAUGCUCAUUUUACUAUUUUUUCCAUAGAAACUACUGAAAAGUAAAAUGUAACAUAAAUGUGGUAUAGGAUAUUCAAAGAAACAAUACUUUCUUUAUUGUUGGUGGUUAUUAUUAUAUAUUACUUGUUUUUAUGUAGCCAGAAAUAUUAUUUUGUAAAAUUUUAUAUUAUUAUGUAAUAUUUUAAUAAACUUUUGAAACUAUUA